Messenger RNA from Drosophila virilis, 1334 nucleotides. RefSeq names its product aldo-keto reductase family 1 member B7. Lineage: Eukaryota; Metazoa; Arthropoda; Insecta; Diptera; Drosophilidae. Gene Ontology annotation, molecular function: aldose reductase (NADPH) activity. Gene Ontology annotation, cellular component: cytosol. The record is from RefSeq and is a predicted model, not a curated record.
AUUUAAGUAUAAGUAAUAGAAAGUCGGGAUCUUACAUAAAGUAUUUGGAACAAGAGCUUUUGGUCCCAAAGCUCUCUCUGACUAUGUGUUACUAAAUACUUAAUAGCUUCCCGGCAUAGCUGAACGCUCAUUUAUUCAACUUGGAAUAUUCGGUCAGAACGGUUGUGUUAGCUGUUUGUAUCGUUUCUUAAUAUUAAAACUCAAGUGGCAUUUUGUCUAUUAACUUUUUCUAUUAAUAAUGGCUUGCACUAAGUUCUUGACACUAAACAAUGGGGAGAAAAUGCCUGUCAUUGGCAUUGGUACCUGGCAGGCACCCGAUGCCGAAAUCGAACCCGCAUUAGAUAUCGCCCUGGAGGCGGGCUACAGACACAUCGACACAGCCCUUAUCUAUCGCAAUGAGAAGGCAAUUGGCCGUGUGCUCAAGCGCUGGCUGGAUGCGGGCAAGGUAAAGCGGGAGGAGCUCUAUAUUGUCACCAAACUGCCACCCACUGCCAUUCGGCCGCAGGAUGUGGAGUCCACCUUUAAGCAGUCGCUGGCCAAUAUGCAGCUAGACUAUGUGGACAUGUAUUUGAUUCACACACCCUUUGCCCUGUUCGGGAAUGCGGACGGCAGCUUUCAGUAUGACGAUGAGGGUCGCGUUAAGGUGGACAAGUCGACUAAUCAUGCCGCCGUCUGGGCGGAAAUGGAGAAACUGGUCGCAAGUGGAUUGACCAAAUCGAUUGGUGUCUCGAACUUUAGCAAGGAGCAGUUGGCACGUAUCCUGCAGAACUGCAAAAUACGUCCGGCCAACAAUCAGAUCGAGCAUCAUGUCUACCUGCAGCAACGGGAUCUCGUUGAUUUUUGUAAGGCGGAGAACGUGGUCGUUACCGCUUACUCGCCGCUCGGCUCCAAGGGUAUUGCCAAGUUCAAUGCGGCCCUUGGUAUUGUGCGCGACCUCCCGGAUCUGAUGGACAUACCCGAGGUCAAGGAGAUUGCCGCCGCGCACAAGAAGACACCCGCCCAGGUGCUGUUGCGCUGGAUCAUUGACACGGACGUCGUGGCCAUACCCAAAAGCACAAAUGAGACGCGUCUCAAGCAAAACUUGGAUGUGUUUGACUUCCAGCUGAGCGCCGAGGAGGUGGACAGGCUGUCGGCCCUGGACAAGAACAUACGCGUUUGCGACUUCUCCACUAUGCGCGGUGUGGAACAGCAUCCGGAGUUUACCUUCAAGAACCAAUACACCAAUUAAAAGGAAUUACAUACAUUUAUAGUAAAACAUAAAGUGCCGUUAUUUAGCAUACGACAACAAAUAAAUUCCAAUUUUUGCUGAUUCUCAGCGAGUCAUACGGCUGCAA